CGGAAACAGCAAAGAAACCGGAAAUGAUCUCAGAGAAAUGUAUGAUCCAAAGGCCUUCUGGGAAUACGUACAUCAAAGAUGGCGACCAAACCGGCAGUUCAGAUAUUCUCCUUAUUUCUUGCACUUUUCAACUGGAGAUAAGGUCGCCCAGAAAAUUUAUGAGGACUUAAGAGAGAUACGUCCGUGUGUGAUACUGACUAAUGCAACACAUCAGAUUGGAUGUACUUCUAGUAUGAAUGGCCAUGUUGGAGUACUUCACUUCAUUGAAAAUAUAAGUGAUGUGGAAUGGAUAAUUCAGGAAGGGAAACAUCACCCAUACAUUGCUUUGUUCAGAUCAGACCAGUUUGAUCUUAAGAUGCUUAAUCCGCUGAUAGAAAAUAAAAAGAUUAGUGGAGCUCUGGUCAUAGCUGUUCCAUCAGGAAAACACCGAUACACUCCUGAAGUGUAUUCUCCUGACUAUGCAUGCCCUAAUGAUAAUUUUGGGGUUUACAGUAACAAUGAAGUAUAUAAAGACUGUAAAGAGCUAAAAUGGAAUGACGGUGUAAAUGGUCAAACCAGAAUUUUCCAGUAUUUGUUGGUCUUAUUGGUCCCCUNGCCUAAUCAGAAAUUCAAGUGCACUAAGCUUGCAAAGAUUCCAAUCCAAAAUUUUUUAUGUAAACAAUAUGACUAUCCACUGUGCGCUGCACAGCUGAAGGACUUUAUGUAUGCUGCUAAAGACACUCCGACCUGUAUCAGAAAGACAAAUAUGCCCAACCCUAUUGGCAAUGAGUUCUGUCAGCCACUUGGAGACAUGAAUGUGUGGGGAACAUUGUAUCCAAUUAAGAAGAACAAAGAGGUUGUGAUGCUAGCUACUAAGCUGGAUUCCAGUUCAUUUUUUCAUGAUUUAGCUCCAGGAGUAGAGAAUGAUGGCACAGGGAUAAUAGUAGCACUAGCAGCAGCCAAAGCACUUGGUGCUGCGAAAAGAAAUGGCUCAGUAUCAGCACCCAAGGAUCCCAUCAUGUUUACAUUUUUUCAAGGGGAAAGCUGGGAUUACAUUGGUUCAUCACGAAUGGUUUACGACAUGGACAGUGGCACAUUUCCCAGUGAUCCAUGGAAGGUUGACGGGAAAGAGGUUCAUUUGAAUACGAGCAAUAUCAAAUAUUUCCUGGAACUUAAUCAAGUGGGCCUUGUAGAGGAUGCGCCUCAAUUGUGGGCACAUUCUGAUCCAGUCUCCAGGAAGAACACUCCACUCACUGAUACUAAGGUUAAAGAAAUGCUAGCUAUUCUUGAAGAAGCAGGAAAUAAAUACAACGUGGGUAUCAAGGAACCUGAGCUGCUACUGCCAUUGCCCCCUGCUUCUUUCCAGAGAUUCUUGAAGUCAAACGACAAAAUCCCAGGAAUUGUUUUAACAGACCAUGAAAAUAAGUAUAACAACAAAUUUUACAAUAGUCGUUUUGAUGAUCUUUACCAAGUGGGAGGAAAUUACUCUAAGGAGAAAGACACAGUUUACCUUAUCACAGAAUUUACAAAGAAACUCACCAAAAUCUCCUCAACAGUAGCUACAGCUCUAUACACGCUCGCCAAUGAUGGAGACCCUCCUAAGGAUGAUAUCAAGGCAGAUGACGCACUGGUUGGUCACCUUGUUUAUUGCCUGUUCAACCGCUCCAAUUGCCCUCUAUAUCAUGAAGUUUCUGAUAGCAAUAAGACAUGGGGUAAAUUUAACACAACGUCCAACAGUUUAAAACCGUUUUCACGUUACGUAAGCGUCAACGGUACAAGCAACGCUUUGACACAAACCAUUUAUCGCGUUCUAUUGUAUUUCACUGGUUAUCACUUUCCCAAGAGCGAAGAUUGUUCCGGUUCUGCGGGUGUUGCUAGUGCUACAAUAUUAGGAAAGGAUCUGCAAGGCAUUUGUGUGAAAGGUUCUGUUUUCCUGUCACCCGCUGUGUCUCCAGCAUUUCUCUUGGAACAGUACGAUUCAACUGAAUAUUCGACAUGGGCUGAAAGCACAUGGGGCGAUCUUGCAGUUCGAGUCUUCCUUGUUGCAAGUCCUGAACUGCAGGGUGUAACACUAGGUGCAGGACUGAUAAUCACCUUCGUAUCAUUUGUACUUGUGUACUUCAUAAACAAGAAGGCCGACCUGAUCUUCACACCCACCGAUCCUCUCAGUUCUGACCUUCACGGUUAAACCUUCCACUCCAUCCUGGCCCGACGAUGACCAGUUUGAAAAUCCUCCUCACGGUUAAACACUUUGCCAAAAUUGAGUAAGCAUGUUAUAAGAAUCGAGCUGAUCAAUUAGAUUCUUCUAAGGAGACAUAAGGAAAUGUAUGGGAAAUAGUAAUGAGAGGUUGAAGCUAAUCUCGUAUUGACAAGUAUCAGAGGUCGAGGCUAUGACGUACAUGGUGCAGGCAGAUGUGAAAGGUUUCGUUACAAGAACUAAAUGGAGAAAGAAAACGUGUCGAGAACACUUGGGAAUGUUGGAGAGAAUCGUUAACAAAGCUAUUGCGCUGCAUCAGCUGGCAAGUGAAAAUAUGGAAUUUAUUGCCUGAUAAGUCCGGACGAAAAAUUACCUUAUCAUUAGACAAUCUUGUGUCUGAGUUGGACCUGAGCCCGCAGUUAGUUGUAAAAGGGGUUGCUAAGCAACGUGAUGUUAGAUGAAAGGCUGACGUCAGAGUUCUCAAGAUGGUCAAGCUUUUUUCCUUGUUGUUACCGUUAAAUUCAUAAAGUUGCCUCUUUUUAACAAUAAAAUGUUCUGCUCGCUUUCGAUUUCUCUUUUGCUUUCUCCCAGAAAUAGUAGAAGUUAGUUGUGAAGUGAGAAUCAAAGUUAACUGAUAUUUUGGAGAAAGCAAAAGAGAUCAGACCUUGGGAAUGAACUGGAGAAAAAAAAAAUCAAACUUUAUUCGAAUCCGGUGGCUUAUAGGAGGUAAUUAUCUAUUUUUCUAUUUAAGAAGGUUAGUUUUUUAGACCUAACAUCCCUCAUCUUUGUUCUUCGGAUUCCAGAAGUGAUGCUUGAAGUGGGGCUCCAGAAAAGCAUAAAAAUAUUACCAGAACAAAGAAACCUUAGGCUUGGGCUAGUAAAAAAUAUUUUAAGCCAACGUACCCGUCACUGCUUAUUUACAAAGUAUGCGAUGGUUAACAAAUGAUAAGACUUCUAAGCUAGACGUGGAGAUUCACUGGAAUAGAAACUAUCACAAUUAUCAUUAUCAUCAUCGUCCUCGUCAAUUCCUUUGGGACCCCCUGUGGGGAAAAGGGCGGGAAAAUCUUUCUUCCAAUACGUGACUGUCCUGUCAGCUGCCAACCAGCCCUAAUGCUGAUACCCAAUUGAAUUCUCCUUACAACUUCAAUACAAUGUCCAGCAGAAGGAUGAUUAGAAUUUAGAGUCAUCAGUUAGGGUAUAUUGUCUUGAUGUAGCCAAAUUUUCAGAAAUUAAAGUACCACAAAAUUAUAGAAAGCGCAAGGAGAAUUUUACGAAACAAUAAAGCUUUCAAGGUCUUUGCCCUUGCAAUGAAUAAUUGUUCAAUUAAAUGAUUAUUUGUGAUAGAGCGGUUUUCAAUUGAGUGUCGAAAGUAAUAGACAAUUACUUUGGUUUUGGUUUUACUACGGUUUGAAAUUCGUCUAAUUAUGUCUAAUUGGUAAGUAAUUGGUAAGGUCCUAGUCCUAGUUUUACGAGACUCAAUUAAAAACCGCACUAGAUUGCUAUUUAAAGAGAAGUUUAUACUUCUUAAUCGGUUGUAAAUAACUAGCUUCUUUGUUAUUUUGUAUCAAGACGUAUAUUUUCGAUUUUUGCGUUUAUUAGUUUUUUAUCGUUAAAACUUAAAUGCCAGCUACUAUUGUAGAUAUUUCACUUCAGCUGCUAAAAGCCACUUGUAAGUGCGACCAAAACCGCAGGUCAACCAUUGUGUGAAAUUUGCUUACAAUAGGAGUGGAACUUUGAUAUAACGAAAUCUCCCGGUUUCAUUUUUUUUUUUCAUUCCAUUCGAUAUUCAAUAUAUUAAACAGUUAGAAUGCUGAACAUUUUCUGUGUUUACAUAUAUAUAAAAAACGAAACAUAUUCAUUAUAUCAAAGUUUUACACUUUAAAAUAAUUGCUUUACAUUGCUAAAUGUUGUUCAAGGCAUGUCACUCUGUAAGGAACAUUAAACGUUUUCUUUCAUAAA
Molecule: messenger RNA, 4135 nt
Organism: Orbicella faveolata
Lineage: Eukaryota; Metazoa; Cnidaria; Anthozoa; Scleractinia; Merulinidae
Product: nicastrin-like
Biological process (GO): protein processing
Cellular component (GO): plasma membrane
Source: RefSeq, a predicted model, not a curated record